UGGCGGAGUGUCGCUCUCAGUGCCAGUGAGACAGGUCGUGUUUCUCGUUCCUCUACCUUUGUGUGUCUUGAUUAUCCAACUUGGCAGUGCCAGUGUUUUAUUUAACUCAUCGCCGUGACCUAUCGCAUCUCCUACGUGCUGUGACGUCGCCUGUGACAGCCAAAGAUCAUCCCUAAGAGACGAGAGCGAAAGCAAGAUACUGUGAUGGCUGUUGGUGGAUAGACUAGACCCGCCGGCAGGGCGACCUGCAAAACCCACGCCCACUUAGUGUAUACCCACCUUCCUCCUGACGCCCCCAGUCUCCCUACCAAGUGUUGUGCUCAGAACCCAUGAUCCAAAGUUCCGUGUUCUCAAAGUGAAGCAGAAAAAUGAAUAGUGAUUUAUAGUGAAUUAUAUGUGUUUGGAACCGACGAAGCCCGUGAGAAAGUGUCGCGUUGUGCCAGGCUCUCGAGGCCUCGUGUGAGUGACCGGUGGUUGUGAAUGUUGGUUGUGCACGGGCGCGAGGGGAGCACACGGGCGGGGCAGUGUUAUAACCGCCCACGGGUGGAGUGCGAGGAGGCGUGCGUGACGGGUCGUGGGCGCGAGAGGUUGCUUUUCUCGAGGCCCUAGCUAUGCUCUCUGCGCCCGCCCCUUGAGCAGGCAUGGGUGGGUCACCAGCUGUGCUCCUGCUUACAUGAUGGGUAUAUUGGGCGUGUGAGAAAUUGGGCUGACGCGGGCGUGAGGGCCCCGUGGUGUGGGUGGGCAUGGCUCGGCGGGGCGGCGACGCGGCCAAGCAGGUGGUGGUGUCUGUGGUGGGCGUGUCGGGCGGCGAGAGGGAGAAGGGCGUGACGGGCCUGGGCAAGUCGUGCUUGUGCAACCGCUUCACCAAGCACCAGGCUGACCAGUACUAUGUGGACCACAUCUCCGUUCUCUCGCAGACGGACUUCAGUGGUCGUGUGGUGAACAAUGACCACUUCUUGUACUGGGGUGAAGUGACACGCACGGCUGACGAUGGCAUCGAAUUCAGCUUCCAGGUCAUUGAACAAACAGAGUUCAUUGAUGAUGCGUCGUUCAUGCCUUUUAAAGCUGGGAAAAUGGACCCAUACAUCAAGAGAUGUUGUGCUACAAAGAUACAGUCAGCAGAGAAACUUAUGUACAUUUGCAAGAACCAGCUAGGCAUAGAGAAGGAAUAUGAACAGAGAGUUUUGCCUGAUGGCAAGCUCAAUGUAGAUGGGUUCCUUUGUGUGUUUGAUGUCUCCCAGGUUCCUAAUCGCUCUUUAGAGCGGCAAGUAGAGAUGACUGCAAGUAUUUUAAACAACUGUCUCAAGACUAAAAGACCAGUUGUUCUCGUUACCACAAAAAAUGACGAGGCUAAUGAGGUGUAUGUGAAAGAGGCAGAAAAGCUAGCAAGCAGGAAAGAAUUUAAGGGUAAUAUCCCUCUUGUAGAAACUUCAUCACAUGAAAAUGUCAAUGUAGACACUGCGUUUAUGACAUUAGCACAUUUGGUAGACAGAAAUCGAGGACGAAUUCGUAUUGUUCCCUUCUAUGAGGCAGCCAGACAUAGAAAGGAAAUUCUAGAUUUGGCGACAGAUGCCUUCCAAAGAUUAGUGCGCACUCAUGUUCUGGACUACCGGUCUGUAUGGGCCUCAACUAGUAAAAAACUUGCUCAAAGCCCUGAUUUUGUACACUAUGUGGACCUCUUUGGUAUGGACCAAGCGGCCAAACUGUUCCGUCGACACGUCAAGAAGCUCAAAGACGAAUACCUCCAGAGAAAAGUGGAGGCGUACAUGGACAUGCUGCCAUCCAUCCUGCGAGAAUUCUUCCCAGAUCUGCAAAGUUUGGAGGACGGGGAUUGGUUAAGUAUACAGCAGAGGAUAAGUGAACAUCCGGACUUUGACCGCUAUUUCCUCCGCUGCAACAAAGAUAUACCUUGGUCGGAAAACACUGACCUUUUAGAUUCAGCUGACACGCGUAUUCCCUUCGAUGUUCUCGACUCCAAUGAAGCAGAGACGGUGUUCAAGAAUCAUGUCAAUGCACUACAAGCAGAGUUAGAGAUGAGAGAGUUACCCAGAAGGAUGCGAGACAAAUUCAAGAUUCUUCUGAUGGAGACUGGAUAUGUUACGCCAGGCAAGAGGCUUGAUGAAGUGCGUGUCCUGUUUAUGGGUAGAGAAAGCUUUGACUCCCUAUCAGAACACGAUAGACAAUUUAUUUAUGAACAACACCAAAAGGACAUUACUGAAAAAGCAAGACAAAAUUUCCAUGAGUUGUUAUUAGAGCAGGCUGAACUUUUUUACCAUGUGAAGAGUCUUGCACCCACGGGCACUAUUACUCAAGAAGACAUUCGUGAAAUUACUCAAACAUUACAAGAAGACAGCAGAUACAAAGCUUUAGACAGGUUAGAGAGUGAGAGAACUUUACUGCUACUCCAACAUCUAGGUUUUGUCCAUUGUCCGAAAAAAGAACAUUGUCCAUCCUUCCCGAACUGUAUGGACUGCCUCAUUGAGAAGAUUAUUGCCAACAAAGCUGCCAGUCGUCCAGGUUCAGGUACAUGGAGUGGGAAAGAAUCUGGAUUAUGGAGUACAAUGGAUUCUCAAGUGAAUUUGGUUCUUCUUGGCAACCACGGCCUAGCUGAAGAUCUACAGAACGUUAUUCGGUCUGUUUGUGAAGAUGAUGAAUUUGAACUCGACAAUCAGAUCUUCUCCUUAGACUACCGCAGCAUAGAUGGGGAUGUUUCACUGCCACAAAACUCCUUCAAGACCCCAGAAUUCUCUCCACAUGGUGUUGUAUGUGCAUACAGCAAUGAGGCAUCAUUGGAAUAUGUUAGAGAAUCAUUAGAAAAGUCACUCUUAACACAACUGGAAAGUGAGGAAUCCACUCCAACCCCUCCCAUCACCGUCCUAUUUGCUCCUGACCCGGACCUGGACCAUAAUGCAGCACAGCACCUGCAUGAUGAGGGAGCAAAGUUGGCUGACAGUCCCCCUGGCAGCUUGCAAUGCACUUUCCUGGACGUUGGUCUGAGUGUUGGGGGCGGCGAAGGGCGGAGGUUCGACAGCAGUUUGGUCACGAAGGCGCUGCGCUCCUUAAUCACCAGUAUACAGCAUCGCAAUCACUCCCUCAAUAUCUUCAAUUCUGCAACAUUACCCAGAGAUUCACAGCCAGAUAUCAGAAUCAUAAUGUGUAUGUUAUGUGGAGACCCUUACUCAGUGGAGAAUGUGUUGAGCCCACUACUAAGUCACCAGUGGUGUAUUGUAACUGGCGAACAAUCCAUCUCACUACAAACAUUCCUAGAUGACUGCAAGCGUCGUGUGGAGGUAAUAGUGUCGUCCUACCAUGGUGCCAAUGCUUUCCGCGAAGAGUUGGUUCAUGGUUUCAUCCUUGUGUACUCCACCAAGCGCAAGGCUUCACUAGCUACACUCAGGGCAUUUUCUGCAAACAUUCCCAAUCUUCCUAUCCAGAUUCUGGCAAUGACGGACACGAGCAGUGCAUCUGCAUUUUUUGGAUCUGAUAUUUCACAACAGCUGAUUACUGAGGGUAAUGCCAUAGCUGACAGACUACAGGCACAUUUUAUGACAUCUACUGCAACUUGUCAGCAAAAGACUGCUUUCUACACACCAUUCUUUAAGGAGGUGUGGGACAAGAAACCAGAAAUUGAGCAGGCCUUCAACAUGGAGGAUCCCUCUGGCCUCGAUGACUCUGGGGAAGGCACACUGGAGCGCCCACCCCAUCAUCACCACAGGAGCAUCACGCUGCCGCCACCAAGACGAAGCCUCCCACCCAGAUCCCAGUCUGCGGAAGGUUCAGAGAUCUACGAGACUGUGCCAACAGAUGUUUCUUUAGGGGAUGACCUGGAUGAGCCUCUUUCACCAGUAUUCCCAGAUGACCAGCCUCUCACACCUUCGGACGACUCGGACAUCUAUUCCCACAUUGAUAACGACGAAGAGGAACACCUCAUGAAACCCUCGCAACUCAAGAAGCAUCAGAGAUUUCAGCAAGAAUUAUUCCGUCAAUCAUAUCCGAGCACAGAAUCUCUGCCCACAACUGUGUCUUCCCGCUCCAAGGUUUCCACCCAACCCUCUGACCUGGAGCCCACGUACCCUCCCUUGCCACCAUACCCACCCCUACCUCCUUCGGCAUCUCCACCACCUUAUAGUUAUGUCACACGUGACCACUCCUUCGACGGUGGGAGUGGGGGACAGUACAACCAACGGGAUGGGGCUGCAUCCCCAUCCCAGCGUGACCGUCCCCCUCCCCCAUAUUCUUUUGCUCCACGCACCUUACCCCAUGACAUGAAUAAACCCCAGCCCGCCCCUAGACACCAGUUCUUUAAGGCAGAGAGUUUGACGCUAGACCAUGGGGCCUCUGACCGAGACUACCUCAUGAUACGAGAACGUGUGGACAGGGGUGAAUAUCCUCUUUUGCUCUCUUACACUAUGGCACACUUUAUUAUUUUGGCUUGUCACUAUAAAACAGUUAUUUUGUGCUGUAAAAGUGUAGACAAUCUUUGUUUUCUUAAGUUUGGAAUAUCUAACAAAUUCUGUUUAAGCAGUGAAGAGCAAAAACAUCAGGACAUCAUGGGCAAUAUUGUUGCUAAGAAUAUCUGUUGCAUGAAGAAGGUCUUGGCUCUUGCUCUCCUAGCAUUCAUGCACAUGAAUGUAGCACAGUAUAAAUUAUAUGUCAGCAUUCUGGAAUGGAUGUCAGAAAUCAAACUUAAUUGUCAUCUCUCCUUGGGCAGGGUUGUCAAUCCCCUCAGGAGACCUGGGUUUGGAGGUAGCAUCUGUGGUCUACAGGUGUACCCCCCUCCCACGACCCCCCCUGAGCCGGCCCCCCCAGAUCGUGAGUGUGUGGAGGGCCCCCCACGCCGUUUGGUGAAGGCCACCACACUCCCCACACCCACUCUGCACUCCGCAACAUCCCGCACCUCCCUCGAUGACCUCACAUCGGACCUGAGUGGAUCGCGCGACUCCCUCACCACACGCGAUUCAGGCUGGGUGGAUGAAAGUGUAUGCUCCCGGCGGCAUGAGGACUUCUGGGGUGAAGGCUAUGGACCCCAGUCCUUUACCACCGGCCGACGUGGUAAACUCCCCCCACCCCCAACCAAGCCACGACCCAAGGCCAGCCAGACCCUCAAAACGUUCCAGACGCUGAGUGAGGCAGUAUGUCAGGUCACGAACAAGCAACCUGGCAAACUAAACCUUAAGGCCUAUAGCAACGUGACUGACGCAAUUGGCAAAAUAAACCUCAAAGAUGCGGGCCUACACUCUAAACUAACCAAAGUGGGGUCAGUGCACGCGCCCCUUGCCACCCCUGAGAAUAUGGACCUAGGCCCUGAUUACGCCGCUCAGGUUAAGGAUGCUGUGCCAGGCCUGUACUACGAGGCGGGAGACUAUGGCUAUUCCCGAGUGCAAGAAAUACCACAGGCUGUCAGCACCAAGACUCGGAGACAGCGUAGGGAGAAGGGGCGGCAAGCGUACUCGGACUCAGACUCCGAAUGGAGUUCCCUUGAGCGGCGGCGUAGUACAGAUUCCUACAAAGUCAACCGCAAAGCCGUGCCCAAGAGGAUGAAAAAGAAGCGCCUCCCGAUACCCGUAGCUGCCCCCCGUGUGCCCCCCCUUCCCUCCUUCUAUGUUGCCGAGGGAGGACCAGGCACUCGCUAUUCGGAUGAGAGGCUAUUGCUCGACCCCUGUGAGAAAGUGGUGAGUGGGUCAGCUUCGGAUGAUUCUGACGCCACAGACAGAGAGGACCCGGCUGCCGCGCGCUCCAAAUAUAAACCUCAGAAACGCUCAUUUCAAUUUAAAAAGAAGACGGGAGGCAGGGAAGGCGUGGCAGUGCGCCCCCCAGUGGUACCCCCACUGCCCCCCACACACCCACCGCCCCACCCUCCUACCUCCCACCCACGCAUGGGGCUGGCUGCCACCCCCCACCACAACCCCCUCUCGUACCCAAUGGCCGCCCAGCUUCCCCCAGACACCGACUUAUUCUCCCCCUCAUUUGCCCCAGGCAAGCUAGAGGGUGACCACAUGUACCGCGUAAUCCCUGAGGAUGACUCCAGCUUAGAGGUGUCUUCCCCAAGGGAUCAACAAUCUCCGAUCCUCCCACCUGGAGCACCCCAGCGCAAGGAGACGGACAAAACAGCGCGUCGGAAGGUAUUGGAUCAAGAGAAGUUGCGUUCGCGUGAAGAAGCAAGGCAACGUGAAGAAGAACGUAAACGUGCAAAGGAUGAAGAGAAGUUGAAGAAAGCAGCGGAGAAAGAGAAGGAAAGAGAGAAGAAGAAAGCAGCAAAGGGGUCCUCCAAGAGUGCAGCCAAGGGACCUCCUCAGCCAACCCUGGAGGACUUUGUCCAGAAUGCAGAGCGACCGGUGCCACUCUUCCUCGAGAAGUGUGUAGCAUUUAUAGAGGUUGAGGGACUAGAUUCUGAGGGAAUUUAUCGUGUUCCUGGCAACAAGGUCCAUGUGGAGCAGCUCACCACAAAGUUCAAAGAAGACAGCAACGUGAACUUCGCUGAGCUAGACAUUCCAGUAAAUGCUGCUGCUACAGCUCUGAAAGACUACCUGAAACAGUUGCCACCAUUACUGCCACAGAACCAGCUCCUUGAGCUGACCACAAUUGCUAGUACAGGCAUUGGUGACCGCAGCCUAAGACUUUUGAGGCUGAAGGAGAUGCUAACAGGCCUCCCUUCAGUCAACUUUGAGGUUUUGAAGUUCAUUUUCCAGCACUUUGUCAGAGUUGCUGAAAACUGUAAAUUGAACUCCAUGGAUAGUAAAAACCUUGCCAUCUGCUGGUGGCCAACAUUGUUACACACACUGCAGUUUACAGACAUCAGUGAAUUUGAAUCUCAGCGUCCGCACAUCGAAGAUAUAAUUCAAACUAUGAUUGACCAAUUUCCUUUCCUAUUCCAAGGAAAAGAGGAUUAUGUCAUGGUCUGAUAUUAACCAGCGUUUUCCUGGUAAACAUAACUUCAUUUGUUUACAUUCAGCUGUGCUUUGGUCUGACAAAUCAAAGUGUGGCUCUUGAUAAACAAAAAAGGUUAUGUUUAGCAUGAAAACUUGACCCUAACUCCCCGCAGCCUCUGUUGCUGCAUGUCAUUUUCCCAUGAGCCAGGAGUGGUAGUGCCACAUUUGCCUCUAUGUGGCAUUUUCUAAUCACCAUGGCUCCUUCUGGCUGCUAACUUAGACGCUAACAGCCACAACUUGAUGGGGCAAUGCUUCAUGACAACAGAAACCUGGGUACUUAUCCCACAGUGGCAAGUGUAAUGAACUGCAUGCCACUGUGGCAGUGUUAGGAGCAUUAAGUCAAUGUUGUGGCUCAGUGUUACUGUUGGCUGCCCUGAACUACAUGCCAGUUCAGAAAGUGAUCAGUAUCCUAUUAUCUAAGACACACAAGUAGUGUGUGCUGUGUAUCAUAGAAAUGACAACCAAAGAAAAUUAUCUUCCAAUUUAGUGGAAUGAUAAAUAUGAUUGUGAUUAAAUCAAGCAAACUAGAUGAAUAUUAAAAAUAAAAAACAAAAAAAAAGUGUCAAAUUGUUGUAUCAGCAAUAUUGACUGUAGAUAUAAACUUGAGUCACCUUUCCAUUAAAAUAAGUAUCUUUUACUCUGCCAGAAGAAAACCACAGAAGUUCUGUAUGCAGAUGAAGGUUAUUAUGAUCAUAGUUUACCAAAUCUGACGAAUGAAUGUCUGUAGUGAGUGUUGUGAGGCCAGCAUUGAAACAGUAUUUUCCCUCUGGGAUUUUGAGAGAGAGAGAGAGAGUGAGAGAGAGAAAGAGAAAAAAAAAAAAAACUUGUAGAACUAAAUGACGAAAGGAAUAAAAUACAUUUUAUAGUAGAAAAACUAUUUCAGGAUUUUAGUGUUAUGAUAAACUAACAUUGGAUUGUUGACAAAUGUAAAUUAAUGCAGCUUACAGACUGUUAAAUGGUGAGUACUCUUCUCAUGAGCGUAGCAUACGAGUACUUAUGGAUAGCAUAAGAGGUAGCCUAAUGCCAGGCUGGAACUCAUGAGUUACAGCCAGAGCUUUUAGUCACAGAUUAAGCUCAUGUUCCAUGUUGUGUCUCCAGUACCAGACAAAAUGCCAGUACCUAUGUGGUAUCUGACAUUCCAGCCUGUCACACAGUUAUCGAGUGCCAUCAUGUAGAUUUGAUCAUUUUCAAAAGACUUGAUUAACAGUUUAAAAUAGAAUUGUUUUUAUUGGGGUAAAGUUUAACCUGCAGCCUGGUGCUUUCUGAGCAGAGUCCAGCACAUACAAGGGAGUGAAAGUUCUUGCCCUGCCACAGUUGGUGCCACAGAGGAAGGGUUCCAUCAUGUCAGUACUUGGUAGAUGGAGCAGCAUCUUCUAAUGGCAGUGGCACGUGUUCCCUGGGAAGACAUUUCCCUCGCCGAAUUGUGUGUGGCUUCCCGGGAGGACUGUCACUCAGCACACAAUGUCUGGUGCCUCUCAGGGAGAAGUUUUGCCUCCCUGGUUAUAUCAGGUACCCCCCAGCCCCUCCCAUCUACCCUUCCCCACUUCCCCUAGAGAAAGCUAGAAUUCCAACCCCAAUCCGCUGGAAUCAUUAAGGGUAACCCGUGGAGAGUUGCACUUGUCAGGCAGUGUCAGAUGAUCCCUAAGGGAGUUGCAGUGCAGUUCAGUUUAAGGAAAGAAUUAAUCUUGCUGGUGGUGUCUGGUGCUUUUAAUUAUAUCCAGUCACCUGGCACUCUGGAGGUGCCCCCUUAGGAGCAUCAUCUCACCAAAUUACUGGCAUUGUCGUGUGAAGUGAUCCCUCCUGUGGAUUUUCCAGUCCUUCCUGGGUAAAGUCCCAGCUCCCUGGCAGUGUGCAUCACUCUCAGGACAGUGUGGGUGGAGUCCCAUAGUCACAUGUAUUUACCUGCUGUGACAGGAGCUCACAUAUCAAAUUGUUGAGUCUGGUGGCGUUAAGCAUUCCAGUGUACAGCAGUGCUGCUUCUCACUUGUGGAUCAUCAUUUAAACGUUCUCAUAACGUUAGCAUCCUGCCAAGUUAUAUCAGCAUUUGCGAGGGGAAUCACUUUGUAACCUCAUUUUCAUUGCACAAGCACAUCGAGUUGUGUCUGUGUACCUCCAGUGUUGCUACUGUAAAAGAGAUUGAUAUUUUGAUUAUUGUCUAGUGAUCUGGCUGGUCGUUAUAAUACAUUUACUCUAUUCAAAUUUAGGAAAUCAAUUUUUUUAUAUAUAUAUAUAUUUCCUGUUCUGUCCUAGGUUUUAAGUCAUUCUUAAGCAUUAGCCAUAGGUUUGUUCACAUCAUAGUUUUUAUUUCUAUGAACUCUAUAUACAAAGAUGUGUUCUCAAAUUGACCAAAAAAUGCUUUGUUUAAAUAUGUACAAUAAGUGACUCAUUGUGUGGGGUCAGUAUGAACUGACAUUAUUACCUGUAUGAAUGAUAGUGCCAUAGUGUGCGGCAAGGACAGCAAACAGUGCCAACGCCAUUGUCGACGUUCUGUCUCAUUGUCUUGCUAGUUGCUCCCUGUUCUUUAUUUUGUUACUUUGCCUUGUUUAGUGUUAGCCACGUGGCUGCCAAGUGGUACUAUGUGUGAACUUAGCGCUAUUCUGUGUCAUGCAGCGUCGAGUGGUGGCAGGAGCAAGAACAAGAUGAGACAAGGGCAAUGAUCCCCCACAAAUAUCAGCACAAAUUACAAAGAGUUUCUCCAGGAAGUAAGCUUCCAAAUUAGCUGGUGCCAGCUUCCCAGCACCACAGUUGGGUGCCAGAUGUACAGCCUAUUGCAUAAUAUCUUCCUUGCCUUGUUUUUUUGUAGUCAAGCAGAUAUAAUGAUUUCAUGUUGAAAGAAAAUUAAUAUUUAUUGUACUGAUAUAACUAAGGAAAUUCAUUUUGAAUCAGUAAUGAGGAUUUUUCUUUUUGGCAGUUUUACUGCUGAUAAGUGAUUGCUAUGUAUAGAUGUGUAUGGACUCAAGUUGUCAUUUGGGCAGUUUUGUAAAUUACAAAUUUUCCAAGAAAGUUUUUAUAUGAGUUUCAUGCAGUUCAUAAGAUCAGUGAAGGUCACUUCAUGUGGUAUGGUUUAUUACUUUUCCUUCUGUUUUAUAUUGAUUUUAUUAUAGUUUUUAUAACCUAACUACCUGCAUAUAUAUUUUUUUUAACAUGAGUGUAGGGACUGGUUAUAUUAUGUAACUUAAACAGCAAAUGCUAGUCAAUAUGCCCUGCCCACUCGACAGCAUCAUGUAAAUUUAUUAAUGUAUUGCACUACAUAUUCUUGAAUUCAUUGUAUAAAGUCUUACAGCUAUACAGACUUGUACAGCAUAUGUGACGAGUGAGAGAUUCCAUGUACAGUGGACAGUGAAAGGAGUUUUGAGGGUAGUAUACUAUAUAAUGCAUAUUUGGAUUAGUAUACUACUAACUAUGAAUAAAAGGCAUUUGCAUUUGA
Molecule: messenger RNA, 10356 nt
Organism: Penaeus monodon (black tiger shrimp)
Lineage: Eukaryota; Metazoa; Arthropoda; Malacostraca; Decapoda; Penaeidae
Gene: RhoGAPp190
Product: rho GTPase-activating protein 190-like
Biological process (GO): signal transduction
Molecular function (GO): GTP binding; GTPase activity
Source: RefSeq, a predicted model, not a curated record